Molecule: messenger RNA, 3172 nt
Organism: Drosophila ficusphila
Lineage: Eukaryota; Metazoa; Arthropoda; Insecta; Diptera; Drosophilidae
Gene: Chd3
Product: chromodomain-helicase-DNA-binding protein 3
Exons: 1
Coding region: 100-2709 (869 amino acids)
Biological process (GO): negative regulation of transcription by RNA polymerase II; chromatin remodeling
Cellular component (GO): chromatin; nucleus
Molecular function (GO): ATP hydrolysis activity; ATP-dependent chromatin remodeler activity; ATP binding
Source: RefSeq, a predicted model, not a curated record
CACACGUACGCUGGGUCCUCUAGCCAGUAAACUGUUUCCAAAAACAAAUUUGAAUAACGCGCAAUUAAAUAAAUUUUUUUGGAAGGAACUACUCCAGUGAUGGCACCAAAAAGGAAAAUGGACACAAAGAAAAAACGACCGCAAAACAAGGCCAAAAAGAGCAAAUUGAGCGACGAAGAGUUUUGUCGAGUUUGCAAGGAUGGAGGCGAUCUGCUAUGCUGCGAUUCGUGUCCUCUUGUGUAUCACUUGACUUGCUUGGAUCCUCCUCUGAAGUCCAUUCCCAAGGGCGACUGGACCUGUCCACGCUGCAUUCCGCUUCCCGGUAAAGUCGAAAAGAUAUUAUCUUGGCGAUGGGCCGACGAAAGAGUAGCAAAGCGGUCAAGGGUGCGCGAGUACUUCGUCAAGUGGCACAACAAAUCCUACUGGCACUGCGCAUGGGUGCCCGACGUGCUGAUGCAGGAGCACCAUUCGAAUAUGACGCGUUUCUUUUGUAUGAACAACGACAUGGAGGACCCGCCCAUAAUCGACGAAUUCGAGGACGAGGAUGGGGAUCUGAAAGACAGAUUCUACAGACAUGGUGUUAAGCCGCAGUGGCUCCUCCUCCAGAGGAUUAUCGGUCAUCGCGAAGAGCCCGACGGCACCGCAGUCUACUUGGUAAAGUGGCGGGAGUUGCCCUACGCCGAUUCCACCUGGGAGCAGGACGAGGACUAUGUCCAGGGAUUAGGGCGCGCCAUUGAACUCUACCUGCAGGCCUGUAGCUCCACGAUGGAUCUCAACAACAAUAAGCCCAGUACGGACCUGAGCCAGAAGUACGAGGAUCAGCCGGCCUUCUUAAAGGGGACCGGUCUGCAACUGCAUCCCUUUCAACUCGAGGGCGUCAGCUGGCUUCGCCACUGUUGGGGCCAGAACAUCCACACCAUCCUUGCCGAUGAGAUGGGCCUGGGUAAGACCAUUCAGACGUCGACAUUCCUGUACUCGCUCUUCAAGGAGGGCCACUGCCGCGGACCCUUCCUCGUGGUCGUGCCGCUCUCCACUCUCGUCAACUGGGAGCGGGAGCUGGAGUUGUGGGCUCCGGACCUCUACUGCAUCACCUAUGUGGGCUGCAGGGCCUCCAGAGCUAUCAUACGAAAAAACGAGAUGGGCCUUAAGGAGGGUGCCUUUCGAAAGACGAGAAUCACCAAUACCCAGUUCAAGUUCAACGUGGUGCUGACCAGUUACGAGAUGAUUUCAAUGGACGUUGCCGUCCUGGGGAGUAUUGAAUGGGCUGCUUUGGUGGUGGAUGAAGCUCAUCGCUUAAAAAACAGCCUGAGCAAGUUCUUCCGGACCCUGAGCAGGUAUUACAUCGACUACAAGUUGCUGCUUACCGGCACGCCGCUGCAGAACAAUCUCGAGGAGCUGUUUCAUCUGCUCAACUUCCUGAGUCCGCACAAGUUCGAUAAUCUGCGUGCCUUCCAGGACGAGUUCGCCGACGUUACGAAAGAGGAGCAGGUGAAGCGCCUGCACGAGAUACUCAGGCCCCACAUGCUGCGCCGUUUAAAGGCGGAUGUCUUGAAAAAAAUGCCCCCCAAGUCUGAGUUUAUCGUGCGCGUGGAGCUGUCGGCUAUGCAGAAGAAGUUCUACAAGUUCAUUUUGACCAAAAAUUUGGGCGCUUUAAAUUCCAAAGGCGCCGGCCGCAAGUGUUCACUGCUCAACACGAUGGUGGAAUUGAGAAAAUGUUGCAACCAUCCCUAUCUGUUCUCCUCGGCUGCCGAGGAGGCAGCCAUCACGUUUGGAGGCUGCUACGAAAUCAAUUCGCUGACUGAGUCCUCCGGCAAGUUGGUGUUGCUCUCCAAGAUGCUCAAGCAGCUGAAGGCGCAAAAGCAUCGGGUUCUGAUCUUUUCGCAGAUGACCAGGAUGCUGGAUUUAUUAGAGCAUUUCCUGCAGGGAGAGAAGUACGCGUACGAGCGAAUCUGCGGCGCCGUAAAGGGCACAAUGCGUCAGGAGGCCAUUGAUACAUUCAACUCCGCAGGAUCGGAGAUAUUUGUCUUCCUGCUGAGCACUAGAGCAGGAGGAUUGGGUAUCAACCUAGCGACUGCCGACACGGUCAUCAUUUUUGACUCGGACUGGAACCCGCACAACGACAUUCAGGCCAUCGCCCGAGCCCAUCGCAUCGGCCAGGCCAACAAGGUUAUGAUCUACCGGUUUGUAACCCGAAAUACGGUGGAGGAACGUAUCAUGCAGAGGGCCAAGCACAAGAUGAUGCUCACCCACCUUGUGGUGCGCCCGGGAAUGGGCGGCAAUGGUGGCAAUUUCACCAAGGAAGAGCUCGAGGACAUCCUUCGGUUCGGAACCGAGGAGCUCUUCCAGGAGGACGGCAAGGUCGAGGCUAUACACUACGACGAGCAGGCGGUGGCCGCACUGCUCGACCGCACCGAUCGCGGCAUCGAGGAGAAGGAAUCGUGGACCAAGGAGUAUCUUUCUUCCUUCGAGGUGGCGUCCUAUGCCACUAAGGAAUCGGAAGGAAAGGAAAACAAAUGGCCACAAAUGGCCAAUACGAAUGAGCAACCCCAGGAAGGUCCUAGCGAGACCCUAGGAAAGGGCAAGCGAGCUCGGAAGCGGGUCAACUAUAAGAGCGGCGUUCUACAGUCGUCCGAUAACAAAAGCGAUGAUCCAGAUUGGAGUGCCAGCCCACCUCCUUCGAGUUUCGAAGAUUCCAUUGCCGACGAAUGAAGAAGACACAAAAGCGAAGUUGAACUAGCCAUAAUAAUACAUUAAAGUUAAAGUUAUGUUCAAAGCUUAAUUCCAAAGCCAUCCACCAUAAAUAUAUAGUAACUUUCAUGCAUAAAUAAUCAUUCUUUAGUACGGACUCCAACAUUAUUUUCAAACACACAAUAUGAGAUAUAUAACUUAUGAUUUUUUUUAAUAUUAACGCAAACCCACUUUUAUUGCCUCAAAAUUAAUUUUUUAUUUUUUUAUUAUAUGUUAUGAUUUCAUUCGGUUGUUCUUAAAUAGAAUGCAGUUAUUUUGUUGAUUGAUAACUAAAUAGGAAACUAAACUAUUAUAGACUUGAAAAAACUGAAGCAUAAUUUUGUUCUAUCUGUUGCUCUUCAAUUAAAUUGAGUUCACAUGCUGUUUGGUUACUAAAAAUACAACUAACAAUGUACUAAAAAUAAACAUUUCCAUUAAUUCACAA